Messenger RNA from Letharia lupina, 573 nucleotides. RefSeq lists its product as uncharacterized. Lineage: Eukaryota; Fungi; Ascomycota; Lecanoromycetes; Lecanorales; Parmeliaceae. The record is from RefSeq and is a predicted model, not a curated record. The transcript has 2 exons. The coding region runs from base 1 to 573 and encodes 190 amino acids.
AUGCAAACUCUGUUUUCGGCGUCGAUGGUAGGCAUCGACACAAGUCUCGAAAGAAUAUCUCUGGAGAGGCCUAGUCUCGACAAGAACCACAGUACCCACGUCGUCGAACUCCGAGGCACGGACGCUAUGUGUCCAGCGUCUAUGGCAGCAGGCAAGACGUCUCGCAAGGAAACGCUCAAGACCAUGAUCAAGAGGUCUCGUACAUAUUGCAGAGAAAGCCCCGGGCUCAAAUGGUGUUUCGAAGAGCUCCACAAACUCUCUUUGUUGCCCGAAAAGUGGAGUAAGAAAUAUAACAUGAAAUCCCCAAUCUUACAACCGCUUCUCGCAGAGGGUCGAACACUGGAAGGAAUCAGGGCAAACCCGGGGAUCGUGAGACGCAAGAAAGGGGUAGCCGGGGCAAUACGAGAUGGAACAUUCUGGGUUGCAGAUGAAAUUGAAAUGGUCUUGCAACUGCCUCUAAAAUCAUGGCAAAAAGAAAUUCGAAAGGACUCAUCGAUUUUGCAGCCACUUUUGUCCGAUCAAGUCGAAGUUUCUCAAGAUGAGGCACCAAAAGGGAAUUUUCAAGAGAGAUAG